CCCUUCUGAGAAUACUUUUGUCUCCGACAGUCGCAACAGUAGCUGCCGCCUGCCGAGGUUCGUGGUAGGCAGCUAUUGCACCGCCUUGCUACCGGCUCGAAGAUGACAGCCUGCGGAAGAAAGAAAUUGUUUUCCACGUUUGUUGUACUAUCGAUGCUGGCCAAAUUGUGUCAUGCCUCAAAGAUAUUGGUGGUGGUUCCAACGGCGUCCAUCAGCCACCAGAAGCCUUUCCACAUCUUAACUAAAGCUCUGCUUCAGAGAGGACAUGAAGUCACACUCUUCACCACAAAUCCACUCACGAUUUCUCACGAGAACCUUACGGAAGUCGACGUGUCUGUGGGAUACAAAAUACACGGCGAGUUAGACUUCGUUUCAAUGGCGUCACAAUCACCUCUGGAGAACAUUCCAUUCGUUCGACAUUACGCAAAAACAAUAGUUCCAGUGGAGCUCAGCGAUCCCGCGGUACAGGACUUCAUCAGGAGGAACCACACCUUCGACGUAGUCAUCAUGGAAUGGAUAGCUUACCAAGGCUACUACGGACUGGUACACAGAGUCGGUUCCCCGCCUCUCAUAGGCAUGAUCACACUGUCGGCGUUUUCGCCUGUGUACUAUUCAAUGGGAAAUCCCAUGAACCCUGCAUACAUACCCGAUGUAUGGGUGGGAUUCUCGGACCACAUGACCUUCUGGGAACGCGCGUACAACGCGCUCUUCUACCUCAGAUGCUAUUUGCUGUGGUACUGGGAAAAUUUGCCAGAGCAGGAGGUCUUCAUGAGACAGUACUUCGGUCCUGAACCACCUUCGGUGUACGAGACGGAACGCAACUUCAGCCUCCUCAUCAUAAACAACCACUUUACUAUGGAGUACCCUCGUCCGCACUUGCCCAACGUCAUAGAGAUCACCGGUGUUCACGUAGAGACGCAGACCAAGCCACUGCCAAAGCGCAUCCGGGAGUUUAUGGACGGGGCAGAACACGGAGUGAUCUACUUCAGUCUGGGCUCCAAUGUCAAAAGCAGCGCUUUGCCGUGGGAGAAGGCCAAGGCCUUCCUGGAUGCCUUCCGGGAGCUGCCACAGCGCGUCCUCUGGAAAUGGGAGAAUAAAUCGCUGCCUGGACAGCCACAUAACGUGAUGGUCAGCAAGUGGCUGCCGCAGCAGGAUGUUCUCGCUCACCCUAAGGUGGUCCUGUUCGUCAUGCAGGGAGGGCUCCAGAGCAUGAACGAGGCCACUUACCACGGUGUCCCGUUCCUCGUGAUCCCAUUCUUCUCUGACCAGGCGCACAAUGCCGCCAAGAUACAGCAGGCGGAGCUUGGCCUCAGGUUGCAGUUCCAUGACGUUACAAAGGAUACUGUGUUACACAGUAUACGUGCUGUUUUGCAGGAUUCAAAGUACAGAGAGAACAUGAAGACUUUGUCAUCGAUAUUUCGCGAGCACCAAGCAGACUCUGUGGAGCGCGCCGUGUGGUGGGUGGAGUACGUGAUACGUCACAAGGGGGCCCCGCACAUGCGCAGUGCAGCCCUCGAUCUGCACUGGUGGCAGCAGAUGCUGCUCGACGUCGUUGCCUUCAUGCUGCUCGCAGUGAUUGUGACUGGUGGCGCCAUCUUGUAUCUGGUUCGCCGAUUAUUUGUCAUGCUGAGAAGCAGUAAGCUGAAGCAGAAGAAAAGUUAAUGUGUACUCAGUGCAGUGAGAAGUACACUUUAAGGCGAACUCGUUGUCCACAUACACUGGUACUGAGAAUCAAGGACAUGUACAUAUACCAUUGUUUGGGACGUAUUCUCUAAAAUCGUUUACAUGAUUAUGGCUCUCGUUCUGACUAAGCACUUGAGGCACAGUCCACUACACCUAUUAUCUACCACAUAUGUCAGUACACAAGCAAGCUGUUCAACUGGAGAUAUGGGCGUCAGUAUUGACAAACACUACUGGGUGUACAACACAAAAAUUAACAAAAAUAUAAAAAGUUUCGAACUGAAGUUGACAUAGCAGGCUAGCAGUAAGAACUAAGAUCGAUUUACUUGGACAAAUGUGAAAAUAUAUGUACAUCUGUCUAUCAAUUUGAUUUGUUUUAUUGCAUGGAGAAACAAAUUCUGUAAUAAUUUAAUUUUUACUAAGUAAAAUAAUACUUUCCUUUGUUAAUGUAAUUUUGUUAUUCACUAAAUCUAGUUAAGUUUUGUCAUAUUUUUUGCUGCAUUUUAAUGACAUGAAGCAAGAGAUCAAAUGAUCAAUCAUUAUGGCAGUUUUCUAAUAUAGAAUUCUCAGUUGGUAACUAGAAUACUAAAAGCCAUGCUGUAACAUCAACUCAUAUUCAUCAUCUCAUUCAUAUGAUUUGUAAUAUUACUAUUAUUUACGAUUACAAGGCAGCUUAUUGCAAACUUAUACUUACAGGCAGACGUUUAUUAAUUGUUGUUGCGGUCACACCCACGCAUAAACUGUGGAAUUUCUGGUAAAGGACAUGAUCUCUGCACCUAAAAUGAGUAUUAGUAACUGAGGUAGUCAACUAUGUGAGGAUUUCCUUCUUCACUGUAUUUAUAUUGAGAUGUGUGGGCGAAUAUACACAACAUAAAAAGAUA
Messenger RNA from Schistocerca cancellata (South American locust), 2561 nucleotides. RefSeq names its product UDP-glucosyltransferase 2-like. Bases 103 to 1662 code for a protein of 519 amino acids. NCBI's taxonomy places the organism in Eukaryota, Metazoa, Arthropoda, Insecta, Orthoptera, Acrididae. The transcript has 7 exons. The record is from RefSeq and is a predicted model, not a curated record. Gene Ontology annotation, molecular function: UDP-glycosyltransferase activity.